Messenger RNA from Solea solea (common sole), 791 nucleotides. Its product is annotated as C-X-C motif chemokine 10-like. Gene Ontology annotation, cellular component: extracellular region. The coding region runs from base 275 to 610 and encodes 111 amino acids. Lineage: Eukaryota; Metazoa; Chordata; Actinopteri; Pleuronectiformes; Soleidae. The transcript is spliced from 4 exons. The record is from RefSeq and is a predicted model, not a curated record. Gene Ontology annotation, biological process: antimicrobial humoral immune response mediated by antimicrobial peptide; neutrophil chemotaxis; chemokine-mediated signaling pathway. Gene Ontology annotation, molecular function: CXCR chemokine receptor binding; chemokine activity.
UUCCAUAACCUCAACGACAAUAAUGUGGAAAAAUAAACCACAUUCUUCUUCUUUUUUUCACACCACACUUCCCACUUUGAGAGGCACACUUUUCUGGAGAAGAGCCGUGAUGAGUGAUUCUGGGAAACCGUCAGACUGAAGGAAAACGGAAGGAACCGAGAAAACAAAAGUGAGACUGCAGAGUGUAAGUGAGGCACAGCGACUGUGGUCUGUGUAUAAAAGAGGCCGGAGUCAGAGUGAAGAGAGACACAGAGCCUGUCUUACUGCUUCAAACAUGAACUCAACUUCAUCCAUCUUCCUCCUCCUCAGCUGCUGCCUGCUUGUCCUCUGUGUUCAAGGGGAGCCAGGCACUGGAUCCAGAAAAUGCAAGUGUUUAAACGGUUACAUCGGCCGAGUCAGACCAGAGCUCAUCAAGUCAGAGCCGCUCGUUUAUCAGCCGAGCAGCUUCUGCCCUAAUCUGGAGAUUAUAAUUGUUCUAGGAACCAAGGAGAAAUGUGUGAACCCAGAGUCAAGGUUCGGACAGCAUGUCCUGAGCAGGCAGGAGAGAAAAAGAGCAGCGCGCUCGACAACAGCCAGUCAAAGCAACACUGAGAGCUCAACGAGCCUCUAACACCUCAGCAUCUGCACCAAAACACUGCUGAGUCAGCACAAGGAGUUCCUCACCAGCACUGUCACUGUCAUGUUUGCACAAUAAGUUCUCAGUUGUUUUUUGUUUUACUGUUUAAUGAGUUGUAUUUUAAUGUAUAUAUGAAUAUAAAUAAACUGAAAAAUAAAAAAAAACACCUAAUGCA